AGUGGUCAGCACUUCAUCCAUACACACAGAAAAGCGAGCAAACAAACAAGCGAACAGAUGCCUUCGCCUGUCAACGCCAACGACGCGCCGUCACUCAGUGUGGCGACGCUGCCGCGCAAAGCGGUGGUGAUGGGCUUCGGCACCAAACUCAUCAUCGGCCGCUACCCGCUGGACGACGCCGUCGCGCCUUCGCCGUACAACUCCGUCCUGGUAGACGACGGGCAACUCGUGCGGGCGGUGGAGUUCCUGCAGAUCCCGGACGGUCCGCUGUGUGUCGUCAGCGCCGGCGAUAGCAAGCUCAUCAACGUGUACAACGUGUCCUCGUGGAAGCAGAACAACCCUCUGGCCGCGGAGGCUUCGUCGGACGACGACGACAGAGGAAACAAGAACGGCAGCGAUGCCGCGGUGCACGUUAGCGAGGUGGACAUUCUCGACGGCGAGGCGCGCCGCGCCGCCGCGACGAAGGUGCCCUCCAGCGCGAAGGCCAACAAGGCGCUCACCACGGCGGAGUACUGGAAGCCGUCCUACCAGUACGGCCCGCACACAAAGCGCAUCACAUCACUCGCCACGUGCGCCGAGGGCAGCGUCAUCUUUGCGGACAAAUUCGGCGAGGUCUACCGCCUUCGCCUGAGCUGGUCGCCCUCGCACACCAUCGAGGUGGACGGCGACGCCGCGAAGCCCGCCACGUUUCUGCUGCAGCACUUCAGCAUCCUCUCCACGAUGUUCCUCACCAGCCCGAUCCCGCGCAUCGAAGCCGUCGCCGCCUCGGAGGACCGCAGCGGGGUGGCGUGCCGACGCCUCUUCACGUGCGACAAGGACCGCCACGCGCGUGUGAGUCGCUACCCGGAGACAUAUGUCAUCGACCAGUUUUUGUGGACCCGCACCUCGGUCCAGUCGGUUGUCACGUGCGUCGCGGAGGUCGUGUACAUGGAGGACGCGGCGGUGUACGACCCGAUGUACAACGUCACGGCAGAGCGGGUCAACAAGCACAACAAGGCCUUCAACGCACCUUUUUCCUACUACGUGACCGGCACCCACGCCGGCGACGUGCACUUCUGGGCAGCGAUGAACACGAUCCCGAUGGAGAGCAACAAGGAAUCCUUCCACCUCAUCAGCACUUUCCGCCCUCGCCUUGCCGGCGGCGCCUUAGAGGAGCUGGGGGCUGUUGUGGGUAUCACCGUCCUGACAAGCGGCACCGACCGCUUCGGCUACCCGCGGCACCCGCGUGACACCCCCCGCGGCGUGCUCGUCGCCUACGAGCGCUGCUGUGAUGUGUUCUUCAUCCCCCUUUACGACAACAUGGGCGCCUACGCCCUGCACCCCGCACUGGUGGCGGCCACCCGCACCACCUUGGAGGCGCUGCCCGUCGCGAUGGUGUCGAGCAACGACGCGACGGCUUUUGUGCUGAAGCGGGACGGCAGCGUGUCGUUUGUGUGUUUGUGCGACGUGCCGCCGCCGGCCACGGGCAGUCCAGCCAAGACGUGCAGCUUCAACGCGAACAUUCACGUGGAGUUGCGGGAGACGGACGUGAAAAUGCCGUACUUGGAGGAGCGUAUCAGAGCGGUCAUGGGCGGGCCUGCGUCUGCGUCGAGCGGGGCUUCGGGGGAGAAGCAAACAGCGCUGGAGGCGCUCGACCUGUCUGCGCCGUGGCGCUACGAGGCUGUUGACCCUCGGACACGCAAGCACGGGGAUGACAAGGAUGAUUCGAAGGAGAGCGAGUCCGACGAGGAAGGCGAGGCAAAGUCACAGGGCAAGAAGGGUAACGGCAACGCCAAGAAGAAGGCGCGCGUGGAUGCAUCGUAA
Messenger RNA from Leptomonas pyrrhocoris, 1803 nucleotides. RefSeq lists its product as hypothetical. Gene Ontology annotation, cellular component: cytosol; tRNA methyltransferase complex; nucleus. The record is from RefSeq and is a predicted model, not a curated record. Gene Ontology annotation, biological process: RNA (guanine-N7)-methylation. Gene Ontology annotation, molecular function: protein binding; tRNA (guanine(46)-N7)-methyltransferase activity. The transcript has a single exon. Bases 58 to 1803 code for a protein of 581 amino acids. Lineage: Eukaryota; Euglenozoa; Kinetoplastea; Trypanosomatida; Trypanosomatidae.